Molecule: messenger RNA, 687 nt
Organism: Alnus glutinosa
Lineage: Eukaryota; Viridiplantae; Streptophyta; Magnoliopsida; Fagales; Betulaceae
Product: protein SMALL AUXIN UP-REGULATED RNA 51
Exons: 1
Coding region: 103-528 (141 amino acids)
Biological process (GO): response to auxin
Source: RefSeq, a predicted model, not a curated record
CCUGCAUAAAUUCCCAUGCAGGUCAAAGCUAGAAAGACUUGUGAGUCGUUCCAACGAAGUUCUUAACUUCUCCUCAAUACUAGGAAGAAAUAAACAGUCUCAAUGAUAAUGCCUACCAGGAAGAACAGGGUUGAGAUCAGAGAAAAAGCCUCGGUGAUCAUGCUUAGGCUUCUCAUUCAGAAGCUACAAAAGGGUCUCUCAGUCUUGGCACCCAGAGGACCUGGUCUCAGAGAAUCUAGACGUCAUGAAGAAGAACUCGCCGAAGCGCCGACAAUGGUGCCAGAUGAUGUGACCGAAGGACAUUUUGCGGUUUUGGCGGUGGAGGGUGAGGAAACACAAAGGUUUGUAGUUGAACUGGACUACUUAACCAACCCGGCAUUCUUAAGGUUACUGGAGCAGGCUGAGGAAGAAUAUGGAUUCACACAGAAAGGAGCUCUUCAAAUCCCUUGUCCACCCCACGAACUACAGAAGAUUCUCGAUCGCCGCACGAGGGAGAAGAGUGUACGCACGUGUUAUGUACCAUUAUAGAGAGUUAUUAGGGUGCAUGAAUGAAUGUGUUAAUUUGCAGCUGAGAUGUGUUAAUUAAUUAUUCACCCAAUUUAUUCCUCUUUUCUCACUUUCAAUUAGCAUUGAUAAGGAAUUUAUGUGCGUAACUUAUGGCAGGAAAAAGUCAAAUGUAUUUACUUA